AUGGCCUUGGUUGCUUUGCUCAGCCGUGGCUGGGCCGCUCGGUCCCGCGGGCACAACCCCAAGACACGACCAGCUCAGGCCGCUUGGGAAGUCUUGCGGAGGUGGGAGCUGGGCGGCGAAUCGGAGGUCGCCGAGCUUGCAGCCCAUUCAGGCCUCAGCACCACCGCCUUGUUGUGCUCGUUGCUGCGGGACACGUUGCCGCCCCAACCCGUGGCAUUUCGCUCGCCGCCGCGCGGGCCUCCAAACAACCCCCGGCCGCCCACCUGUCACCGGCGCGACAGCCAUGCCAGCGGCAAACGGGCCGAGGCGGGGCCAGACGCCUGCCAGCGUGCCUGCGCCCCUGGACGCCGCACCCGCACCGUGGUUCGCGCAUCGGAGGCAAGCCACCCCGGCCCGCCGAACUCGAGCGGCGAGCUCGCUUCGAGGCUCGCACAACAGCGUGCCCGGGCGAUGGAGGCGUUGAACGGGUGCGGCCUGGCGGCAGGCAACGCCACUCCCUUGGCACGACAGGCGGAUGUUGAAACUGUUUCCGCACGCUCAGUGCUGUCACCCCUUUCGCGUCUCCACCCGGGUCUCCCAGAACAGUGCGGCGAGCACAGCGCGUUCCCGCACAGGCCGGGGGACACCGCCCCCACGAUGAUGGAACCGGCCACGCCAGGCUACACACCAGUUGAUCUGCCAGCGCCGUUGAGCUGGCAAACAAUGGGCCCGCCGGUUGCGGACCCCGGACCCAGUGGCCAUUCCUGGCUUUACGUGCCCCUUUUGCAUGCGGCUGCGGGCCAGUUGGACGCAACGGCCGCGGCAGACUGGCGGGCGCACCCUCACGUGGGCCCACAAUGGCAUGCUUUAGUGUGUGCUCUCGGCGAGGCCCCGCCAGUUGCCCCAGCUGCCCUCAUACGGCAAAUAGAAAGGCUCGCGCACGCCGAUGGCCUCAUGCACGCGG
Molecule: messenger RNA, 943 nt
Organism: Symbiodinium pilosum
Lineage: Eukaryota; Dinophyceae; Suessiales; Symbiodiniaceae
Source: the annotation of a GenBank genome assembly